AACCAUAUUAUAAAAGAUCCAAUAAUAUUCACAAUGAUAAUUGAAGCGAUUAAACCAAGCGUUAUCUUAAUUAUCGCAAAAUACAUCGAAUAAUAUCAUGGAAGCAUGGUAGCCGACAAAAUCCAUUAAUGGAAAUGAGGUGAGCCAGGAAACCCCCUGACGUACUACUAGUAAAAUGUGACGUGUUAUGACGUACCGGUAAUGGCCAAUCCGCAUGCGCAGACGACCACUUACAAACCACUUACGGGAUGGCAGUGUGUCGACGAUCUCUCGUGAUAUUUCGUUUAUUUUUUAAAGAUGUAUGUGACACGAAAAGCUACAGAUUCUGCUCUUCAGCCGUGCCUUCACAGCCUGCACCUAAACUUAAGGAUACCUUGGAAGAUUCUUCAAAAUCCCCACAUGAAACACUUCUAAGAAAUUUUGGCAAUGUCAUGCGACGAGUACCCUCACCAGUUAUAGUUUUAACUACAUCAAAUGAUACAGCAAAAAGAGGAAUGACUUGUAGUUCAUUUACUAGUGUAUCAUUCAAACCACCUAUCAUAUCAGUCUGUGUUCAUGACCCAAGUCCCAUGCAUGAGCUGUUACUGAAGACCCAAAAGUUUGCUAUCAACAUAUUAGCAAAAGAUCAGGCACAUUUUGGAAGUAGAUUUUCAAAGCCAUUUAGUGAAAAUACAGACCAGUUUCAUAAAAUACCAUGCAACAGCUCGUCUAUGGGUUUACCAAUUCUGAAAGGUGUGGCCGGAGUAUUAGAAUGCAAAGCACAUCAUGUACAUGCUGUAGGAGAUCAUCAUGUAUGGUAUGGUGAAGUAGUUGAGGCAAGUGAAGAACUCACAGAUGAGCCAUUACUCUACUGGGAAAGAUCGUAUCGAUCUGUAGGGGAUGAGAUUUUUAUGAAAGCGUUUGAGGAAACCACUUUAUUGUUUGACGAUUGGGAUCAUGCAGCUCACUUACGAAUGGCAUGGAACUACAUUAAACAACAUGGUAAAGAUGACGCUACACCGCUCAUCAAAAUGGGAAUUAAAAAAUACAAUGAAAAAAACAUGGACAAGAUUCAACGUGGUUAUCAUGAAACAGUCACUAUAUUCUAUAUUCAUCUUGUUGCUGAUGCAAUCAGAAAGUGCAAUCAGUGCCAACCAGAAAUGACAUUUGAAGAGUUUCUAGAAAUGCAGAGUCAGCUAAGUGAUCGCCGUCUUGUAAAUCAGUACUAUUCACCAGAAACAAUCAACUCAUGGGAAGCGUCUGCGAGCUUUAUUCCUCCUGACAGAAAACCACUGCCGAAAUAG
Saccoglossus kowalevskii is the source of this 1283-nucleotide messenger RNA. RefSeq lists its product as uncharacterized. Lineage: Eukaryota; Metazoa; Hemichordata; Enteropneusta; Harrimaniidae. The record is from RefSeq and is a predicted model, not a curated record. Gene Ontology annotation, molecular function: FMN binding; riboflavin reductase (NADPH) activity.